This is a messenger RNA of Sturnus vulgaris (Common starling), 1288 nucleotides long. Its product is annotated as 5-hydroxytryptamine receptor 7-like. Gene Ontology annotation, biological process: adenylate cyclase-activating adrenergic receptor signaling pathway; chemical synaptic transmission; smooth muscle contraction. NCBI's taxonomy places the organism in Eukaryota, Metazoa, Chordata, Aves, Passeriformes, Sturnidae. The record is from RefSeq and is a predicted model, not a curated record. Gene Ontology annotation, molecular function: G protein-coupled serotonin receptor activity. Gene Ontology annotation, cellular component: plasma membrane.
CAUGCUGCUGAGAACCAGCCCCAGGAGGUUUCUGGAGCAGCACCUUCUCUUGGUGGAGAGCACGGAGCAGCAGCAGCAGCCGGCUCGGGAACCGCUCCCGAAUCCAUUCAUGACUGAGGAACCUCCCGCCCCAGCCGAGCCCGAGCUGCCGCCCUCCAACCUCACCAACGCCACGGACUGCGGCGAGGAGAUCCUGCUCUAUGGGGACACCGAGAAGGUCGUCAUCGGGGCCGUGCUCUCCAUCAUCAUCCUCACCACCAUCGCCGGCAACGGGCUGGUCAUCAUCUCCGUGUGCAUCGUCAAGAAGCUCCGGCAGCCCUCCAACUACCUGGUGGUGUCCCUGGCCGCCGCUGACCUGUCGGUGGCCUUUGCUGUCAUGCCCUUUGUCACCAUCACGGACCUGGUGGGGGGCGAGUGGCUCUUUGGGAAGGUGUUUUGCAACGUGUUCAUCGCCAUGGAUGUGAUGUGCUGCACUGCCUCCAUCAUGACCUUGUGCAUCAUCAGCGUGGACAGGUACCUGGGCAUCACGCGCCCGCUGACCUACCCCGUGCGGCAGAACGGCAAGCUGAUGGCCAAGAUGGUUUUCAUCGUGUGGCUCCUGUCGGCCUCCAUCACCCUCCCUCCGCUCUUCGGCUGGGCCCAGAACGUGACGGUGCAGCGCGUGUGCCUCAUCAGCCAGGAUUUCGGCUACACCGUCUACUCCACGGGCGUGGCCUUCUACAUCCCCAUGGCCGUCAUGCUGGUGAUGUACAGCCGCAUCUACAAGGCGGCCAAGGUGAGCGCCGAGAAGCAUCGCUUCAUGAACUUCCCCAAGCACUACGAGGACGAGGGCGUCUACUGCCUGGAGGCCUCCUCCGGCCGCGCCCACCACAGCUCCCGGCGCACCAAGGCCGCCGAGGAGUGCGCCACGCUCUCCAAGCUGCUCCGCCAAGACCGCAAGAACAUUUCCAUCUUCAAGAGGGAGCAGAAAGCGGCCAGGACCCUCGGGAUCAUCGUGGGGGCCUUCACGUUCUGCUGGCUGCCUUUCUUCCUCAUGUCCACGGCGCGGCCGUUCAUCUGCGGCAUCCGCUGCAGCUGCAUGCCCUUGAGGUUGGAGAGGACUCUGCUCUGGUUGGGCUACACCAAUUCCCUCAUCAAUCCCCUCAUCUACGCCUUCUUCAACAGGGAUUUGAGGACUACCUUCUGGAACCUGCUGCGCUGCAGGUACAGGAACAUCAACAGGAGGCUCUCGGCCGCCAGCAUGCACGAGGCGCUGAAAGCCACGGAGAGGCACGAGUGCAUCCUGUAG